CGAUCAACCAACUUGAUAAUAGUUGGCAUUCUCAAGGUAAACUACCUACCUUCUUCGCCAUCAUAGGUAGCAGUCAACGGCUGAAAAAACUUCCGAGAAAUUUUUCGAUUGCUGAGAAUCUACUAGUGAGUUUUCAGAAUUUAUUCGAUGCAUCAUCGCUAGAGUUGUUGCUGGUCCCCGGUUAGUGAACUUGAAAGUGAUGCAAAGGAUGGAAGGAUGCCGUGUUGUUUCAACUAAGCCGAGUGUAAUGUUAUGAAAUGUGUGCUGUUAUUGGCUCGUUCGGAGGCAGCAUGCUACUAAUUCAAUGAUAAUAACGCAUGAUAAAGUUGUCUUCCGCGGCGUUUAAAAAGUCAGUCGCUUUCGAGCAGUCCGUAUACGAACAUUGAUCAUUCAAUUUUUUAAGUGAAGUGAUUUCAUUCAAUUUAUAUGUUAACCGGCAAUGAGUGAAGUGAGCAGCAUCAAAUGCAAUUGAGUCGAUUAUUCGAUUUUAGUUUGAUUUACUUCAAUUCCGUGUUCAUGUUAUGAUUUUUCAUUCAUUCAAUAUUCUAUUUCACGAGUGAACUAUUCAUUGAAUUUUAGUUGAUUACGGUAGUGUUAGAUUUUUAGUGAUAUAAAACAGUAGUGUCUGCUGGUUGAGGGGUCUUCAUAAACAUUUUCGAAAAUGUUGACUUCUAUGGAUACCACCACCAUGCUGAUUAUCACAUUAGGGGCCACACUACUUAUCUACAUUAUGAAAUUGAUUAUAGAACGGAUAAACUACAUACGAAUUAUAGAUCGGAUUCCGGGACCCCCAGCUUACCCAAUUGUUGGAGAUUCUUUGGACGUCAUCAAACCAUCGAAUAAAGAGAGAUUCGAUUUUUUCAGUAAAAGGGCAAUGACAUAUUAUCCUAUGUUCCGAACUUGGAGAGGACCAUGGGCCGAAGUUCACUUGAUGCGGCCUGAACAUGUUGAGAUUAUAGCCAGCAGUGUAAGACACAUUGACAAAUCGUUUGGUUACAAAUUUCUACAUCCUUGGCUAGGAACUGGCUUGUUAACUAGCACAGGAAAUAAAUGGCACGAGCGCAGGAAACUACUCAGUCCAACAUUCCACUUUAAAAUCCUCGAAGACUUUGUAGAAGUAUUCUGUGACAAGAGCAAAAUAUUGGUGGAAUUGUUAGAUAAAAAAGCUGAUGGCAACGAAUUCGAUAUCUACCCGUUUCUCACACUUUGUGCUCUGGAUGUGAUAUGUGAAACAGCAAUGGGAACACCAGUCAAUGCUCAAAUGGAAUCUGAUUCACAAUAUAUCAAGGCAGUUUAUGAGAUCAGUAAAUUGACCAUUGAACGUGGAAUCAGACCAUGGCUACAUCCGAAUUUCAUUUUUCAACGGACAGAGUUUGGAAAAAAGUAUGAAAAUUGUCUCAGCAUACUCCAUGGCUUCACAAAAAAGGUGAUAAGUGAGAGGAGGUUAUUGAAAGAGCAGGAGGUAACUAAAACCCCGGAUAGUGAAGAUUUUGUUGCAUUUGGGCAAAAGAAACGGAAAGCUUUCUUGGAUUUACUGCUUGAUGUGUCGAGCGAUGGCAAAGUACUCUCUGAUGAUGAUAUAAGAGAAGAAGUUGAUACUUUUAUGUUUGAAGGUCAUGAUACAACUACUGCUGGAAUGGCGUGGACAUUAUUCCUUCUGGGAAAUGAAACUGGAAUUCAGGAAAAGGUGUUCCAAGAGCUUGACUCAAUAUUCGGUGACUCAGAUAGAUCUCCCACCAUGCAAGACCUUGGUGAAAUGAAAUAUUUGGAGAGAGUGAUCAAAGAAUCUCUAAGACUGUAUCCAAGUGUGCCUUUCAUUGGUCGACAGCUCAAAGAAGAUGUCAAGAUAGACAAAUUUUUGAUUCCUGCCAAUACAUUGGUCUUACUACACAUUUAUCAUCUGCAUAGAUGUGAAGAUCAAUUUCCGAAUCCAGAAGUAUUCGACCCUGACAACUUUCUUCCUGAAAGGACAGCAAAGCGGCACCCAUAUGCCUACUUGCCUUUCAGUGCUGGUCCAAGAAAUUGUAUAGGUCAAAAGUUUGCUCUACUAGAGGAAAAAACGAUCCUCUCAUCGAUUCUGAGGAAGUUUAGAAUUGAGGCUGUCGAAAAACAAAAGGACAUCAUACUUCUCAGUGAAUUGAUUCUGCGGCCAUUUUCUGGAGUACGAAUCAGAAUGCACCCAAGGAAGUGAAGAUCUCAACUUUUCUCAUUUAAGUGUUAUUAUCUUAUAAAAUAUUAUAGUAUUAUAGUUCAAUUUCUAACUGAACUUGCUCCAUUUAGAAAUAAAUAUUAUUGUAUACGCACCGUAUUUUUAAUAGAACGAAAUUAAAAUUA
Nilaparvata lugens (brown planthopper) is the source of this 2334-nucleotide messenger RNA. RefSeq names its product cytochrome P450 4C1. The transcript has 13 exons. NCBI's taxonomy places the organism in Eukaryota, Metazoa, Arthropoda, Insecta, Hemiptera, Delphacidae. Gene Ontology annotation, molecular function: heme binding; iron ion binding; monooxygenase activity. The record is from RefSeq and is a predicted model, not a curated record. The coding region runs from base 662 to 2191 and encodes 509 amino acids.